AUGUACAGCAUUCAAUACGCUGGAAAACUCAUACCAACACACAUACAAUACACACACAACUGGGAUAGCAAAAAUGGAGAGAAGAUCGAGAGUGUGAGAUAGGAAACCAGUGAGAGAGGGAGUAGAUAGGGAACACCCAAACAGUAAAAACCGGCGAUUUGGAGGAUUAAAAACAGAGAGAAAUUGAGGGAGAAGGGGAGAAAAUAGUGAACCGAGAGAGAGGAGAGAAGACGCGGGAGAGGAGAGAAGAGCCGGUGAAUCAGAUUUUCCGGCGAGUUUUUCACCGGAAAACUCCGCCAAACCCGCGGGAGAACGCCACCAGUUUCACCCCCUCUGCUGGCGAGACCGCCCGAUCGAAAUCACCCGCGAAACCCCAUCACCGACGAGCUACCGAUGAACCACCACCGCAAUCCGUUCCAAUUUAGCUUUCCGGUUGAUUGAAGAAUCAGUCCCAAUUCCCUUUUUGUUAUCAAAUUGACUGUUCGACACUUGGGUAUCGAGUUUGGCGAAACAGAGUUUGAGGUCGAAGUUUUACUCGGAUUUAAUCUUGAUUCGAGGUAUUACGGCACCGCUUCGUCGAAAAAUUCGGGAUUGAAAUUAAAAUUGAGAAUGGAAAGACGACAUCACGUUUUCUCUGUAGAUCUUCUUGAAAGAUAUGCCACAAAAGGCUGUGGAGCCAUUACAUGCAUGGCGACUGGCAAUGAUGUCAUCGUUCUUGGAACCAGCAAAGGCUGGGUGAUCAGACAUGACUAUGGAGUGGGUGAUUCUUAUGAUAUAGAUCUUUCUGUUGGCAGGCCUGGGGAACAAUCAAUUCAUAAGGUUUUUGUUGACCCUGGAGGGAGCCACUGUAUUGCCACUAUUAUUGGCAGUAGUGGUGCCGAUACAUAUUAUACUCAUGCUAAAUGGACAAAGCCUCGUAUAUUGGGCAAACUAAAAGGUCUUGUUGUCAAUGCUGUCGCCUGGAACAGGCAACAUAUAAUAGAAGCUUCUACUAGAGAAAUCAUUUUGGGCACAGACAAUGGUCAACUUUACGAGAUGGCUGUAGAUGUAAAAGAUAAAAUGGAGAAGUACAUAAAGUUGCUAUUUGAACUUAAAGAACUGCCUGAGGCAUUCACGGGUUUGCAGAUGGAAACAACAAGUGUGCACAAUGGUAUCAGAUUUUAUGUGAUGGCUGUUACACCUACUCGACUUUAUUCUUUCACAGGGAUUGGAUUGCUUGAAUGAACUGCACUUCUUUAUCCAGCAAAGGAGGGCUGUACACUUUGCAUGGCUUUCUGGAGCAGGUAUCUACCAUGGUGACCUAAAAUUCGGAGCACAACAUAGUUCGCCAAACGGGGAUGAAAACUUUGUGGAAAACAAAGCUCUUCUGGAUUACUCUAAAUUCUCUGAAGGAGGUGAAGGUGUUAAACCUAGCUCUCUGGCUAUAUCCGAGUUUCAUUUCCUACUUCUCAUUGGUAACAAGGUUAAGGUGGUGAACAGGAUAAGUGAACAAAUAGUAGGAGAACUUUAUUUUGAUCAGACACCUGAUGCAGUUUCAAGAGGUAUUAUUGGCUUAUGUAGUGAUGCCUCAGCUGGGUUGUUUUAUGCAUAUGACCAAAAUUCUAUCUUCCAGGUAUCCGUAAAUGAUGAAGGCCGCGAUAUGUGGAAAGUGUACUUGAACUUGAAAGAAUAUGCUGCAGCUUUGGCUAGUUGUCGUGAUGCCAUGCAGAGAGACCAAGUUUAUCUGGUUCAGGCUGAAGCUGCUUUUGUUGCCAAGGAGUUCCUCAGAGCUGCAUCAUUCUAUGCAAAAAUUAACUAUGUGUUAUCUUUUGAAGAGAUCUCGUUGAAGUUCAUUAGCAUAGGGGAACAGGAUGCAUUGAGAACAUUUCUCCUGCGGAAGCUUGAUAGUCUUUCAAAGGAUGAAAAGUGUCAAAUAACUAUGAUUUCAACAUGGGCAACUGAAUUAUAUCUUGAUAAGGUUUGGUUGCGUGCCUUCAAGAGGUGCCUAAAGAGCUCGUCAAAUGAAGCAGUGCGACAACUAAGGGGUGGAUUCUCCACUAAAAGGAUCAAUCGGCUGCUUCUGGAAGAUGAUGGUGCAUUGGACAGUAAUAAUACCGAGUACCAAUCACUCAUUAAGGAGUUUCGUGCUUUCCUAAGUGACUGCAAGGAUGUAUUGGAUGAGGCAACCACCAUGAAACUACUUGAAAGCUACGGUAGAGUUGAUGAGUUGGUGUUCUUUGCUAGUCUAAAGGAGCAAUAUGAAAUUGUGCUUCACCACUACAUUCAGCAAGGAGAAGCAAAGAAGGCGUUACAAGUUCUUCAGAAGCCUAAUGUUCCUACAGAACUUCAGUACAAGUUUGCGCCAGAUCUCAUCAUGCUUGAUGCAUAUGAAACUGUUGAGUCAUGGAUGACCCCCAAGAGUUUGAACCCGAGAAAGCUCAUUCCUGCAAUGAUGCGUUAUUCAAGUGAACCACAUGCAAAGAAUGAAACUCAUGAAGUAAUCAAGUACCUGGAAUAUUGUGUUCAUCGUUUACAGAAUGAGGAUCCUGGCAUUCACAAUCUGUUACUUUCCUUAUAUACCAAAAAGGAAGAUGAGAGUGCUCUUCUGCGUUUCCUAGAAUGCAAGUUUGGUAAAGGGCAACCAGGUGGCCCGGAAUUCUUUUAUGAUCCCAAAUAUGCGCUACGCCUUUGCCUCAAGGAAAAGAGAAUGCGAGCUUGUGUUCAUAUAUACAGCAUGAUGUCUAUGCACGAAGAAGCAGUUGCCCUUGCACUACAGGUUGAUCCAGAGCUUGCGAUGGCUGAAGCAGACAAGGUAGAAGAUGAUGAGGACUUGAGGAAGAAGCUUUGGCUUAUGAUUGCUAAGCAUGUCAUUGAGCAGGAAAAAGGAACCAAAAGGGAAAAUAUACGGAAGGCAAUUGCUUUUCUCAAGGAAACUGAUGGUCUUUUAAAGAUUGAGGACAUCUUACCUUUCUUCCCAGACUUUGCUUUAAUUGAUGACUUCAAGGAAGCAAUUUGCUCAUCCUUAGAGGAUUACAACGAGCAAAUUGAAAAACUAAAGCAGGAGAUGAAUGAUGCAACCCGUGGUGCCGAUAACAUUAGAAAUGACAUCAGCACUCUUGCUCAGCGAUAUACUGUCAUUGAUCGGGAUGAGGAAUGUGGGGUUUGUAGGCGGAAAAUAUUAAAUGUGGGUGGUGACUAUCGAAUGACUACAGGUUAUAUGGCUUUUGGACCAAUGGCUCCUUUCUAUGUCUUCCCAUGUGGACAUGCGUUUCAUGCACAAUGCCUGAUUGCUCAUGUGACAAGGUGCACUAAUCAAGCUCAAGCCGAAUAUAUUCUGGAUCUGCAGAAGCAACUUACUUUACUUGGUGCUGAACCUAAGAAUGUGUCAAAUGGUGGCUUGUCUGAAGAACCACUAGCUAGCGUGACACCCAUGCAUAAGAUCCGUUCACAGCUGGAUGAUGCUGUAGCAAGUGAUUGCCCGUUUUGUGGUGAACUUAUGAUCCGAGAGAUUUCCUUGCCUUUCAUCCUUCCAGAAGAAUCAGAAGAAUCUGAAUCGUGGGAGAUAAAGCCACAUAAUCAUCCUAGUCAGAGGAGCCUUUCCCUGUCUCUCUGAUUUUAUCAUCUGUUCGUGAACUUAUGAUCUGAGAGGUUUCUCCCUGCAAUUGCUUGUUUGAGUUUUUCCCUUGAAAAUGAAAAAUUGCACGUUUGAGAUAGUGCUAAUUUAUCUGGUUUGAUAGUAAACAUGUAGCUAAUGCAAGCAACAGGGGCAUGUUGAUUAUAGGGGCAAGAAAUUGCCCAAGAAUAUUUCACGAAUCAUUGUGUAUACCCAGCAUAAUCCUGGAAAAACUUUUUUUUUUUCUUUUUCA
Messenger RNA from Capsicum annuum, 3845 nucleotides. Its product is annotated as vacuolar sorting protein 18. Gene Ontology annotation, biological process: vacuole organization; organelle fusion; intracellular protein transport. NCBI's taxonomy places the organism in Eukaryota, Viridiplantae, Streptophyta, Magnoliopsida, Solanales, Solanaceae. Gene Ontology annotation, cellular component: endosome; HOPS complex. Gene Ontology annotation, molecular function: protein-macromolecule adaptor activity. The record is from RefSeq and is a predicted model, not a curated record.